Adineta steineri is the source of this 1917-nucleotide messenger RNA. Lineage: Eukaryota; Metazoa; Rotifera; Eurotatoria; Adinetida; Adinetidae. The record is from the annotation of a GenBank genome assembly.
AUGGAUGUAUUUAUUAAUGCAAAUAAUUCACUUGAUGGUUUACCAAUUAAAAUUCGUGAAUAUGUACAAGAAAAAAUUGAUUUAUGUCAACCAACUAAUUUUCAUUUAUGUGAUGGAAGUGAAGAAGAAAAUCAACAAUUACUUGAUAGUAUGGAACAAGCCGGUGUUAUUCGACGAUUAAAAAAAUAUAAAAAUUGUUAUAUUGCAACAACUGAUCCACGUGAUGUAGCUCGAGUUGAAUCACGUACAAUUAUUUGUACAAAAAAUAUGAAUGAUGUUAUUUCAACACCACGUUCAGGUUUUCCUCCUAUUACAGAUCCAAAUUUACCUAAAAAUCUCAAACAGACACCGUUGGGAAAUUGGAUGGAUUCGGAUGAAAUGCUAGAAAUUCUUGAAAAACGUUUUUCUGGUUGUAUGCGUGGUCGUACACUUUUUAUUAUUCCAUAUAUGAUGGGUCCAUAUUCAAGUCCAUAUUCUAAAAUAGCUGUUGAAAUAACCGAUUCACCAUAUGUUGUUGUUUCAAUGCGUAUUAUGACACGUAUGGGUUCACAUGCUUUUAAUGAUUUAAAAGAAUCUGAUGGAUCAACAAUUGUUAAAUGUCUUCAUUCAGUGGGUGUACCAUUACCAACAGAUAAACCGAUUUGUUCAACAUGGCCAAGUAAUCCUGAACAAACAUUAGUUACACAUUUUCCUGAAAGAAAUGAAAUUAUUAGUUUCGGUAGUGGUUAUGGAGGAAAUUCGCUAUGUGGAAAAAAAUGUUUAGCUUUACGAAUUGGAAGUAGUUUAGCAAAAAGAGAAGGAUGGUUAGCUGAACAUAUGCUUAUUAUGAGUGUUACAAAUCCAGAAGGUGUAAAAAAAUAUUUUGUUGCAGCUUUUCCAAGUGCUUGUGGUAAAACAAAUUUAGCUAUGCUUCGUCCACAAACACUUCCUGGUUAUAAAGUUGAAUGUAUUGGUGAUGAUAUUGCUUGGAUGCAUUUUGAUGAAGAUGGUCAUUUACGAGCAAUUAAUCCUGAAUAUGGAUUUUUCGGUGUUGCACCUGGUACAAGUAAAUCAACAAAUCCAAUUGCAUUAGAUAUGGUACAUGAAAAUACAAUAUUUACAAAUGUUGCUGAAACAAGUGAUGGAGAUGUGUAUUGGGAAGGAAUUGGUGAAGAAAUUGAUGGACUUCACCAACCAUCAAUUCGUUCAUGGAAAAAUAAACGAUGGUCUGUUGAUUUAGGUGAACCAGCUGCUCAUCCAAAUAGUCGCUUUUGUACAGCAAUUAAACAAUGUUCAAUUCUCGAUCCUGAAUGGAAUAAUCCUCAAGGUGUACCAAUAGAAGCUAUUAUUUUUGGUGGACGACGACCCAUUGGUGUACCAUUAGUUUACGAAUCAUUUAAUUGGCAACAUGGAGUUUUUGUUGGUGCAUCAAUGAGAUCCGAAGCAACAGCUGCAGCUGAAUUUAAAGGAAAACAAAUAAUGCAUGAUCCAUUUGCUAUGAGACCAUUUUUUGGUUAUAAUUUCGGCAAAUAUCUUUCACAUUGGUUAUCUUUUGGAAACAAACCAAAUUUACAUUUACCAAAAAUUUUUCAUGUUAAUUGGUUUCUUAAAGAUAAACAAACAAAUGAAUUUUUAUGGCCAGGUUUCGGUGAAAAUAUUCGUGUUAUAGAUUGGAUAUUUCGUCGUUUAACAAAUGAUUUAUCACAACAAGCAUCAGCAUAUAAAACACCAAUAGGUUAUAUACCUGAUCAAACAACUUUAAAUGGUAUACGUGGUAAUAAUGUUAAUCCAGCAUUACUUGAAAUUUCAACGGAAUUUUGGCGUGAAGAAUGUAAAGCAAUAAGAAACUAUUUUCAUGAAAAUGUCAAUGAAAAUUUACCAGAUGAAAUCACUUUUGAAUUAAAUGCAUUUGAAAAACGUUUAUCACAAGAAGUAUGA